Molecule: messenger RNA, 4145 nt
Organism: Oncorhynchus nerka (sockeye salmon)
Lineage: Eukaryota; Metazoa; Chordata; Actinopteri; Salmoniformes; Salmonidae
Product: zinc finger protein 502-like
Exons: 9
Coding region: 310-2994 (894 amino acids)
Source: RefSeq, a predicted model, not a curated record
ACAACACGGCUACUCUUUCAACCACCUCGGUAGCUUGCUAGACAACAUAAAACUGAACGAUUCACGCUUUAGACCAUGUUAUUGUACAUGCGCUAAUCUCAGUGUUUUAAACACUUUUCUGGUGACGUAUCAACUGGUUAACUUUAAUAACCUAAUUUGCUUAUUCAUUUUGCAAACGUGUUGAAUAUAACGUUACUGAGGUUAGCACUAGGCUAGUCGCUAAUGCUACCUAGCUAGAUAACAUUCCUGACCAUGAGCUCACUAAACUACUCUUCCCCUGCUAAAUAAGAGGAGAAAGAAUCUUUCAGAAUGAAAAAGGAGGAAGAGGAGGUUGUUAUAGUGAAAGAAGAAGAGGAUGUUAUUGGGAAAGAAGAAGAUGUUAUAGUGAAAGAAGAGAAAGCACCUUUUAGAGAGGAAGAGGAUGCUGUCUCAUUAAAGGUGAAGAAGGAAGACGUCUUGGGAGUGAAAGAGGAGGAGACAGAAUAUCAGAUUAACACCAGAGAGAGACAUGACAAUUGUGGAUCCUCUGGGGAGCCUCAGCAACAUCCUGAUGCUGACGAGGCAGAGAAGAGUCUCUCUAGAUCAGAACACCAGAUGGACGACGCUAGCCCUUCCGCCCUCCCGGAGUCCCUGUGUCGUGCCUCUCCCGGUAGCACCUUACUGCUGGGUAUGAAGAGGUUGUCUGUGCUGCUGGUGGACUGCAGGAAAACAACAGGGCUGAGUGGAACUGUGAGAGGAGGAGAAGAGAAGAAAGGAUCAGAUUUGACUCAUCAAAGAGGAAAACCAAACUCGGAGGAACCAGAGACGUCCAAACCAGCAAGACGACACCUCUGCUCUCAGUGUGGAAAGAGUUUUAUCAAGUUAGGAAGCCUGAAAGCUCAUGAGCGAAUACACACAGGGGAGAAGCCUUACCAUUGCUCCCAGUGUGGAAAGAGUUUUAGCCAGUUAGGAAGCCUGAAAGCUCACAGCCGAAUACACACAGGGGAGAAGCCUUACCACUGCUCACAUUGUGGAAAGAGUUUUAACCGCUUAGGAAGCCUAAUUGCUCAUAGGCGAAUACACACAGGGGAGAAGCCAUACCAUUGCGAACAGUGUGGAAAGAGUUUUAACAAGUUAGAUAACAUGAAAUCUCAUGAACAAAUACACACAGGGGAUAAGCCUUACCACUGCUCCCAGUGUGGAACUAAGUUUACCAAGUUAGGAAGCCUGAAAAGACAUGAGAGGACACACACCGAAGCAAAGCCUUUCCAUUGCGCCUUGUGUGGAACGAGUUUUAACCAUUUGGGAAACCUGAAAAGACAUGAGAGAAUACACACAGGGGAGAAGCCUUUCCAUUGCGCAAAGUGUGGAAAGAGUUUUAGCUUGUUAGGAAACCUACAAUCUCAUGAACGAAUUCACACAGGGGAGAAGCCAUACCAUUGCGCCCAUUGUGGAAAGAGUUUUAACCAGUUAGGAAACAUGAAAUAUCAUGAGCGAAAUACACACAGGGGAGAAGCCUUACCAUCGCGCUCAGUGUGGAAAGAGUUUCACAGAGUUAGGAAAGCUGAAAGUGUUGCCCAUUGUCCCUGUGUAUUCAUACCUGUGUUCUUUGUCUUUGUGGUUGUCUCCACCCCUCUCCAGCUAACAUCCCUGACCAUGAGCUCACUAAACUACUCCUCCCCUGCUAAAGAAGAGGAGGUCUGCUGGACGGAGAAAGAAGCUCUGGGACUGAACAUUGUCGUGGAAGAGGAGGCUAAUAUAGUGAAAGAAGAGGAGGCUGUUACAGUGAAAGAAGAGGAGGCUGUUACAGUGAAAGAAGAGGCUGUUAUAGUGAAAGAAGAGGAGGCUGUUACAGUGAAAGAAGAGAUAGAACCCUUUAGAGAGGAAGAGGAUGGUAUCUCAGUAAAGGUGAAGAAGGAAGACGUUUUGGGAGUGAAAGAGGAGGAUACAGAAUAUCAGAUUAACACCAGAGAGAGACAUGACUAUGGUGGAUCCUCUGGGGAGCCUCAACAACAUCCUGAUGCUGACGAGGAAGAGAAGAGUCUCUCCAGAUCAGAACACCAGAUGGACAACGCUAGCCCUUCCUCCCUCCCGGAGUCCCCGUGUCGUGCCUCUCCCGGUGGCACCUUACUGCUGGGUAUGAAGAGGUUGUCUGUGCUGCUGGUGGACUGCAGGAAAACAACGGGGCUGAGUGGAACUGUGAGAGGAGGAGAAGAGAAGAAAGGAUCAGAUUUGACUCAUCAAAGAGGAAAACCAAACUUGGAGGAACCAGAGACGUCCGAACCAGCAAGACGACACCGACACCUCUGCUCCCAGAUUGGAAAGAGUUUUACCAAGUUAGGAAGCCUGAAAAGACAUAAGCGGGGACACACAGGAGCGAAGCCACACCAUUGCUCCCAGUGUGGAAAGAGUUUCAAAUUGUUACGAACCCUUAAAGGUCACGAGCGAAUACACACAGGGGAGAAGCCAUACCAUUGCACCCAGUGUGCAAAGCGUUUUACCCAUUUAGGAAGCCUGAAAGCUCAUGAGCGAAUACACACAGGGGAGAAGCCUUACCGCUGUUCCCAGUGUGGAAAGAGUUUUACCCAGUUAGGAAACCUGAAAGCUCAUGAGCGAGUACACACAGGUGAGAAACCUUACAAAUGCUUAGACUGUGGGAAGAUAUAUUACUCAUCACAGUCACUUAAAAGUCAUGGGAGAAUCCACACAGGGGAGAAGCCUUACCACUGCUCCCAGUGCGCAAAGCAUUUUACCCAUUUACGAUGCCUGAAAGUUCAUGAGCGAAUACAUACAGGAGAGAAGCCUUACUGCUGCUCCCAGUGUGGAAAGCGUUUUACCCAGUUAGGAAACCUGAAAGCUCAUGAGCGAAUACACACCGGGGAGAAGCCCUACCACUGCUCCCACUGUGGAAAGAGAUUUAACCAUUCAGGAAAGCUGAAAGAACACAUGAAACUGCACACAGGUGAGAAGCCUUACAAAUGCAAGUCCAAUAUGAAUGUUCAAUACACACAAUAGGUUGAUCGGUAGCCAGUUAGCUAGCUGCUACGUCUUUGUCCGCACAGCAGCAAGCUAUCAACAAAGUCAAAAUGGACUCCAGGCCUGGUGGUGGCAGCAGUGCACUACAACCACUGUUUACCGGAGCUUCCUGAUGGGGAAAUAAUUAGGCUGUAUACAGAUUGAUUAACCACGUUUCCAUCCAAAGUUUUUAUUUGAGUCAAGUCAUACCGUAUAAAAAAACUCAAGACAGAUGUGAUGGAAACAGGUUUCAGAAGACUGAGGUGGGUUUCCCUCUAACUUUUUACCUGGGCUUUGCUCCUUUCAUAUUUAUUUUGAUCCUGACAAACCCCAAUCCCUGCCAGUGACAAGGAUACUCAUAACAUGAUGCUGCCACCACAAUACUUAUUGUGUGGUUAAUAUGUGGUCUAUCUCCAGGUCAUCAGACUUAAAUAGUCACCUCUAGCCGGCCUCCGCCCAGUACCCUGUCCUGAACUUUAGUCACUGUUACUAGCUGUCAACCACCCAUUAUUCCACCCUGUAUUCUAGUCAAGGCUCAUCCUAUAUAACUACUGCUGUUCACACCUUUCCUAUUAAAAUACGGUCCAUAAUGUCUAUACACACCAUCAUAUACAUUGUAAACAAACUGUAUAUUUAUAUUCCGGACUCUGAUAUUCCUCGUUCUACUAUUUCUUAUAAUAUUUCUUCAUCCAUUUCUUCAAAGAAAUUGUGGGGAUUUGUGUUGUUUUGUUAGAUAUUACUGUUUCGCUACACCUGCGAUAACAUCAGAGAAAUGUGUGUAUGAGACCAAUAACAUUUCAUUUGAUCUGAUCUGUGGUCAGAGGUGUGCAGACAACAGAUGGUGUUUAUGGUGGAGAGGACUGUGGACUCAGUGGAGGACAUCUCAGCCACUUGGCAGUGUUGACACUGCUACUUCCUAUCUGACUGGUAAUAUGACUUCACUGCUACUUCCUAUCUGACUGGUAAUAGGACUUCACUGCUACUUCCUAUCUGACUGGUAAUAGGACUUCACUGCUUCUUCCUAUCUGACUGGUAAUAGGACUUCAUUGCUACUUCCUACCUGACUGGUAAUAGGACUUCACUGCUAUUUCAUCAUCUAUUAUGCUACAAUGUAGAAAAUAGUAAAAAAUAAAGAAAAACCCUUGAAUGAG